AUGGGUUUGAUGCAAAUUCUCACUCUUCUUUGUGCGCUGAGUUUUCACUCAUUGGCGAUCUCUGCACUUGAUUUUCAAGAGCAGAGCAACUUAGAGACCUAUAUUGUUCAUGUUGAGUUGCCCGAGUCUGAUACUCAACUUUCCACGGCAAGUUCUUCAAUCCCGAAUGAAGAUCUAGAUGGUUGGUACAAUUCAUUUCUGCCAACAGUCACUGCAAGCUCCAACGAUGCACCAAGAAUGAUUUAUCCGUAUCACAAUGUUUUCAAGGGAUUUGCUGCCAAAUUAUCAGCCGAGGAUAUCAAAGCAAUGGAAAAGAAACCUGGUUUUCUUUCAGCUCGACCACAAAAGGUGUUAUCGCUGCAUACAACGCAUACUCCAAAUUUUUUGGGGUUGCAUCAGAACAUGGGGUUUUGGAAUGAAUCGAACUAUGGUAAGGGCGUAAUUAUUGGUGUAUUGGACACCGGAAUCACACCCGACCACCCUUCAUUUGGUGAUGAAGGAAUGCCUCCACCACCAGCAAAAUGGAAGGGAAAGUGUGAAUUCAAUACCUCUGUAUGCAACAACAAACUGAUCGGAGCAAGAUUUUUCCGCAGUGGAGAUGGCACUCCAAUUGAUCGGAAUGGCCAUGGCACUCACACUGCAAGCACAGCUGCUGGAAACUAUGUCAAGGGUGCCAAUGUGUUUGGAAAUGCCAACGGCACAGCAGUUGGUAUUGCUCCUCUUGCUCACCUGGCAGUAUACAAAGUAUGCGCCACUAGUGGUUGCUCCGAGAGUGACAUAUUGGCUGCUAUGGAUGCUGCGAUUGAUGAUGGAGUUGAUAUACUCUCCUUAUCUCUUGGUGGAAGUUCAGAACCAUUUUAUGCUGACAAUAUUGCACUUGGUGCCUACAGUGCAAUGGAGAAGGGAAUUUUCGUCAGCUGCUCAGCCGGGAACGACGGUCCUACCAGUAGCACUUUAUCAAAUGAGGCGCCUUGGAUUCUCACUGUUGGUGCAAGCACCAUCGACAGAAAAAUCAGGGCAACAGCUGUGCUCGGAAACAAGGAAGAACUUGAGGGCGAGACCCUUUAUCAGCCGAAGGACUUUCCCUCAACACUAUUUCCUAUAUACUACCCGGGAGCUAACCAGAGUGAUUUUAAUGCAGAUAGAUUCUGCACCCCAGCAUUAUUAAACAAAACAGGCAUCAAAGGAAAGAUAGCAGUAUGUGAAGUUGGAGCAAAUGCAAUGCUCGACAAAGGAAAAAAUGUCAAGGCUGCUGGUGGUGUUGGAAUGAUCAUAGUUAACCCGGAGCAAUACGGAUAUACCCCCCGAGCUGAUGCUCAUGUCCUCCCGGCUACACACUUGAACUAUGCUGAUCGACUUAAAUUGAUUGAGUACAUAAACACAACAAGUUCACCCAUGGCUGCCAUCUCAUUCAAAGGAACUAUAAUUGGAGACGGUCAUGCUCCUGCUGUUGCAUAUUUUUCCUCUAGAGGUCCGAGCCAAGCAAGUAUCGGAAUUUUGAAACCAGACAUUAUUGGCCCUGGUGUAAACAUCCUGGCUGCAUGGUAUCGUUCUAUCGAAAACAACACCAACACUAAAUCGAAUUUCAAUGUAAUCUCUGGCACUUCAAUGUCUUGCCCUCACCUCAGUGGUGUUGCUGCUCUGCUGAAAAGUGCUCAUCCUGAUUGGUCUCCCGCUGCAAUUAAGUCUGCGAUGAUGACCACCACCGAUCUUGUGAACCUUGCCAAGAAUCCAAUUGAAGAUCAAAGGCAACUUCCAGCUAACAUUUUUGACAGUGGUGCAGGGCAUGUCAAUCCAGCAAGAGCAAGCAAUCCGGGGCUUAUUUAUGACAUUGAGCCUAAAGAUUACAUUCCUUACUUGUGCGGGUUGAAUUACACGAACCGGGAGGUUGCUUUGGUAUUACAACGCAAGGUAAAUUGCUCAGAAAUACCGAGUAUACCUGAAGCACAGUUGAACUAUCCUUCAUUCGCAAUCGUUGUUCGAUCAGCUGUUCAGAAGUAUACAAGGACAGUGACUAAUGUGGGUGAGGCUAAUUCAGUUUACAGUGUUCAGAUUGUUGCACCAGCAGGUGUUAAUGUGACAGUCAACCCGACAACGCUCAGUUUCACAAAGGUGAACCAGAAAUUGACGUAUGAGGUUACGUUUAGCCCAUCAAGAUUGGCUUCUAACAUUACCGUGUCUCAAGGAUCUCUUACCUGGAUUUCAUCCAAGAACUCGGUCAGAAGCCCAAUUGCUGCAAUUUUCCGAGCUGUGGGAUUGUAG
This is a messenger RNA of Coffea eugenioides, 2262 nucleotides long. Its product is annotated as subtilisin-like protease SBT1.7. The transcript has a single exon. The record is from RefSeq and is a predicted model, not a curated record. Gene Ontology annotation, molecular function: serine-type endopeptidase activity. Gene Ontology annotation, biological process: proteolysis. Lineage: Eukaryota; Viridiplantae; Streptophyta; Magnoliopsida; Gentianales; Rubiaceae. The coding region runs from base 1 to 2262 and encodes 753 amino acids.